AUGAGGCUCAGGCUGUCGCCGCCGAUGCUGGCGCUGCCGCCACCGCCGCCGCCGCAGCUGGGGCCGCCGCGGGAGUGGGGCAGGAGGACGGUGGUGGUCGGCGUCCGGGACGACGGCCAAGGGAGGGAGCUCCUCACCUGGGCGCUUGCCAUGGUCGCCUCCGCCGGCGACCGCGUCGUCGCGCUCCACGUCACAACACCCGCCGCCGCCGCCGGCGGCGGCAAAGGUGUGCUCACGAAAAUGGCGGAGAGGAUCAGGGCCACGGAUUCACUCGCCGCAUUGCUCCGAGUGUACGACGGCUUCUGCGACCUCAACCAGAUCAGCCUGGAGCUCAGAAUCUGCCAUGGAUCGUCCAUCAAGAAGGCUCUGGCGAACGAGGCGAGCUCCUACGGCGCCGCGCACCUCAUCCUCGGCGUCACCAACAACUCCCGGAGCCAUCUCCGGCAGUCGUCGUCGUCCUCCUCCGCCGCCGCCGCCGCGGUGGCCAAGUACUGCGCGAAGAGGGUGCCCCAGAGCUGCUCGGUUCUCGCCGUCGGCAAUGGCAGAGUCGUGUACCGGAGAGACGCAGCGCAGCAGCAACUCAACCAGUGCAUCAGCCCACUAGUGGAGACGCCGCGGAGGAUCUACCGGAAGCUCGUCGGCGCCGCGACGAUGAUCAAACGCGAGAAAGCACAGCACGACUUGGUGAUCGCCGGUGGCGCACGGCAUCUUCGCCGGAGCAUCUCGACGCCGACGAGCGCCCCCGUCUCGCCGGUAGUAGCGCUUACCCCACGUCCAGCGAAGUGCCAAUCGCCGGAGGUGGCCGUCGGCUGGCCGCUCCUCUCGCCGGACCUAAAGUCCGCCUUGCCGGAGUGGACAGAGAUGUCGGUGGCCCAGUGGGCAAUGCAGCUCCCGAGCCGGUCUCCGGCGUUAUCGCCACUAAAUCCACGCAGAAACUCCGGCGAACAAGCAACCUCACCGGCCAUUACCUCAUCGGAAACUCCAUCUCCGGCGAUGAAUGGUGCGCCGGAGCAAGUUGCAAAAGAGCUGGCCUCGUUAAGGGAGAAGUACUCAUCCAAGUACACCAUGUUCAGCUACAGUGAGCUUGCAAGAAUCACCUGCAACUUCUCUUCAGAUCGGAUAAUCGGGAAAGGCGGAGCGAGCCAGGUGUACAAGGGAUGCUGUGAUGAUGGCAAGGAGGUUGCAGUGAAGGUCCUGAAAUCUUCAGACAGGGUGAUGGAGGAGCUCGUCUCGGAGAUGGAGAUCAUCAGCUCCGUCCACCACGACAACGCCAUGCCGCUCGCCGGAUUCUGCCUCGACGGCGGCGGCGGCGGCAAGCUCAUGCUGGUCUACGACUACAUGGCGAGAGGCAGCCUCGAGGAGAUCUUGCAUCACGGUGAAAAGGAGGGAAAAGUUCGGUUUGGUUGGCCGGAGAGGUUCAAGGUGGCCGCCGGAGUCGCGCGUGCGCUUGUGUACCUCCACGGCGGCGACGGCAACGGCCGGCCGGUGAUCCACAGGGACGUCAAGUCCUCCAACAUCCUCAUCUCUGAAGAUUUCCAGCCAAAGCUGUGUGACUUCGGCCUCGCGCUUUGGGCGGCGGAGGCGGCGUCUCCGGUCACCGGCGACGAUGUCGCCGGAACCUUCGGGUACUUGGCUCCUGAGUACUUCAUGCACGGCAAGGUCAGCGACAAGAUCGACGUGUACGCCUUCGGCGUCGUCCUCCUCGAGCUUAUCUCCGGGAGGAAGCCGGUGAGCUCCGGCGGCCCCAAGGGCCAGGAGAGCCUUGUCAUGUGGGCGAACUCCAUCAUACACGGAGGGAAGCUCGCUGACCUCGUCGACCCCGCCCUGCCGGCAGACGGCGGCUUCGACGUCGCCGGCGAGGUCGAGAGAAUGACACUCGCCGCCACCCUCUGCAUCCGGCGAUCGCCGCAGCGCCGGCCGAGCAUCGCAAAUGUAAUGAAGCUACUCGACGGCGAUGGCGACGCCGUCAAGUGGGCGAGGUCACAGGCCGGUCUGUCUUUCGGAGAAGACGCCGACGAUGGCGAUGGCGAUGUCAGUCCACCGGAGAAGAAGGACAUCCAGUCGUACAUCAACCUGGCGCUGCUCGACGACGACGACUCGGCGUCCGUCAGCAGCGGCGGCGACUUCACGUCGGCGAACAUGUCGCUGGAGGAGUACAUGAAGGGGAGAUGGAGCCGGUCGUCGAGCUUCGAGUCUUCGACUUAGGGGACCGAUAAUCCUUCAAUUUUUGUGUACAUAUUGAUCUGAUCAUCCCUUGUUUUUCGUUUAUUUCAUGUGAUUAAGGGGAAUUUUCAGUCCCCUUCUUCAAUUUUUGGUAUUUUAUCUAGGAAUUGUUCAUGUAUUUCUCACUCAAAGUUGUAGUUUUACAAACUUACAAUUUAAUGAAAGGAAGA
Oryza brachyantha (malo sina) is the source of this 2393-nucleotide messenger RNA. RefSeq names its product probable receptor-like serine/threonine-protein kinase At5g57670. The transcript is spliced from 7 exons. The coding region runs from base 1 to 2205 and encodes 734 amino acids. NCBI's taxonomy places the organism in Eukaryota, Viridiplantae, Streptophyta, Magnoliopsida, Poales, Poaceae. Gene Ontology annotation, biological process: protein phosphorylation. The record is from RefSeq and is a predicted model, not a curated record. Gene Ontology annotation, molecular function: ATP binding; protein kinase activity.